AUGUAUCAGCCUCAGCAAACGAAAGCUAAAAUUCAAUUAUCGGAACCAAAGACAAUUAUUGAUUACCAGGACAAUUUACCAAAAGAAAAUCCAAAGACAAGAGAUCUUUCACCAGGUACACUUGAAGCAAUGCUUAAUGCAGAAUUGGAUCACUUUAUUAAAGUUGAAUCCGAAAUUGGACAAGUUGCAGAAAUAGUGGGUAACGUUAAAGUUGCAGAUCAUGAGCAACAAGUAGCACAAGCUAUAGUAUAUAAUGAAGAUGAGGAUGAUUCUAAAGAAAUGGAGGAACUUGAUGCAUUAGAUAAUGAAAUUGCUCGAUUAGAAGAAAUAUUAGCCUACAAACUUCAAUUAAAGAAACAGCAGGAUGAAGAAUAUUAUAGUUAUGGGUAUUAUUCAGAUUAUUCUGAUGAUGGAAACUAA
Messenger RNA from Trichomonas vaginalis G3, 420 nucleotides. RefSeq lists its product as uncharacterized. NCBI's taxonomy places the organism in Eukaryota, Parabasalia, Trichomonadida, Trichomonadidae. The transcript has a single exon. The coding region runs from base 1 to 420 and encodes 139 amino acids. The record is from RefSeq and is a predicted model, not a curated record.